GAAAUACAUUGUUGUCAAAAAACUUUCUUUCAAGUUUAUCCGAUGUUUCCCCCAUGAUUAACUCACUAGAGAGCUGUGUUGCCUCAAGUUGUGAAUGUAGACAACAUUAAACAACACCAUGGCGUCGAUUAGAGAUGUAAUUUACGAGGCAUGGUUCUUCCGUCUUUCUGGCGCCAUUAGUGCAAAGGAAAAGAACGGGAAACGGUUGUUCAAAUCCAAGGGCAGCUGGCGGGAGAAAUACUUCAUUUUGGUGAAACUCGGUGACAAGCUUUUCCUGGAAUGGUAUGACAAGAAACCGGUCAAUACAAAUAUGCAGCCCAAAGAUCGCCUUUCCUUGUGGCCGUCAUAUCGGCUAACCAAGUGUCACGCUGAUCGAUAUGUAUGUUCAGUAUCAACACCAAAUGAGCAAGUCCAUGUUGGUGCGACAGAUCAGAGUAGUAUUGACACGUUUGCCUUUAACCUGCAGACCCAGACUGUACUCAGGGAGACCUUAGAAGGUACAUCAUUCACAGUGCUUCCAGAGAAUACUUUAGAACAGGAUAGACUAGGAGCUGUAGGCAGUGUCUGUGUCCUCCACGUAUCUCCCUGGGGCAUCAGCUUAGCUUUACAGCAAUCUCGUUCCCUGAUAGCUCACUGGCCGCUGAAGUGUGUGAGAAGUUACGAGAGCGACAGCAGAGGUCACUUUACCUUAGACAGCGGGAAGAGGUCUCCGUUCGGUGAGGGGACUUACGUUUUCCAGACAAGGAGGGGGCAAGAUGACGAACUCUACAACAUCCUUGAGCAUUAUGUGAUGCAGGCAGCAAGUUUAGCUGAUAACUAUCCUACAGAGCCAGCAGACGAAGAAGAGACUGAAUAUAACCAUCUGAAACGCUUAACAAUCGUCCAACCUCGUCCACGGGAAACUGUCCGGGCCAGUAUGUGUUGUUCUGGACUAUACGACCAUAUAUUACAAGACUAUGGGGACCGUAACUCAGUAGCGACCACUGUGCCAGAUAUUGUCAGCGAUUCAGCUCAUGCAGACCAAAAGAACAGACAAACUGAUGCUGAUAUUGGCCACAGUUACAACAUCCCGUCACCUAGAGACUCUUCCAAGAGCAACCUGAUGAGCUUUCACGACUACCCCGAACUUGUAAGCCCAACAGAAACACGCCAGGUCAUGAUUAAGCCACGAACUCUGAUCGAUAAAUCCAUCAUAGUGUCGCAGGAUUUACCAAAACCUCUGAGUCUCGCCGAUGAUCUUAACCAGUAUGAUGAACCGGACGAGGAUUUAAAAGCUCUGAAAGGAACACAACAGCGAGUGAAGCCGUUACCACCUUCAAUACCCCCACCGGGCCCAUUCUCCAAACCCCCACCUCCAAAACGUAGCGACAGUAAGAAUCAACUUGAUUAUGAAGACCCAAAGGUCGAACCAGUGGAGUAUGACGAGCUAGGUCUUCCAUGCGGACCACCUCCCCCAAUCCCUACGGAGAUGACAAAUAUUCCGCGCCUGCCCCCACCACCGAUUCCCACGGACAUUGACAUUCCACGCAUGCCUCCUCCACCUGUCCCCAUGACGACAUUCUCUUCCAGAAGUCAUGUGCCACUUGUGAGGGACAACACUUAUGUUGACGAAAGUGACAUGAAUCCGUAUGAUGAUCCUGAUAUGCCACUUCAACCACCUCCACCUGUUCCGUUAAGGCCGCCUCCAGUCCCCCCAUUUCCAUCCACCUUGGCAGUUGAUAAUGGCAAUUUGAAUGAAUAUGCUGAAAUGAGCGAAAGUGUUCCUGUUGUAAUGGACCCAAGUAUAAGUUUAAAACAACAGAGCAAGUUUGAAGAUCCCUAUGCAGAUGCUCGGGACUUGGAAGCGAUGAGGCGAUUGGCAGUAAGCAGUAGGCCAAAUGACUCUGUUGAAUAUGUUGGCCCAAAUGAUUCAGACGAAUAUCUUGGUAUGGACUCUUUAGGAGCAAGGCCACCAGCACAUUCUAUAUCUAAUAACAGUUCAGUUGAGUAUUUAGAGCCAAGUGACACUAAUGAAUACUUAGGAAUGGAUAGUUUGGGAAGUGACGUUUCCCAAAUUCAAUUACGUCGGUCGCCGGACCCUACUGUGAUGAAUAUGAGUGAGAGUGGGGCGUGGGAAGAAUAUAUGAAAAUGUCAGACGUCCGUAAAAGUGCACCAGUGACUGUUCCAGGUGGUGAGAUGAGUCGUCCAAAUUAUUUCAAAAGUAAGUCAAUGUGUGAAUUUGAGCGAUCCCCUCACAUUGUGGAUAUUGACAUUGAUGGGCCUGGGGUGCCUGAAGUUCGGGUGACGCCCGUUAAAGGUUACAAGGGUAAGGAUAUCAACCGGAAUACGAUUGGUGGUGACCAGUUCAAGACAUGGUCGCAUAGGUCACGUUUACCGGAUCCUAAACCUGAUGAUGGUGAUGAUGAUGUUGGGUACUUGCUCUUGCCGCCAAAACUCAGCCGUACACGAUUGCAGUCACAGAGCUGUGAGGAAUUAUCGGAAAGACAGCGGCAGAGUCAGGUACAGGAACCAAAUGAGGAGGGUUAUUUUGAAAUAAACGAUGACGGAGUUGUUUUGAAUGAUGUACCCAUGCCAUUCACUGGACUCCUUGAUAUGAAAAAUAUGAAAAAAGGUGAAAAAUCUCCCGUAGGUAGUCAGGAAAAUAUGCAAGGUGGUCUAAGUGUGCCAGCUACCCUCCGUUUUCAAAGAUCUGUUUCGAAUCCAGACGUUGCUGGUAAAGGACAGAAAACGUCGCAUGGUAAGCGAGAAUCGGAGGAGUCGCCUCAUAAGCGUCAGUCAAAGUUCUCAGCUUUUUUGUACGGAACUCUGCACAAAAAGAAGAGCAGACCAAAAAUUAAUACAGAUGGGGAUGCAUCACCUACAACUACACCUCGUUCCAAACCAUUGAAGGCUACAUCCCCGCAGGAUAAACUCUUGAAACCUGACUAUAAAUCACCGAAAGAUAAAUCCGAUAAACACGAAAAACAUAAACGAAAAUUGUCGGGACAGGCUGGGAGCCAUACAGAUAUCGUUGGAGGAAUUGAGAUCAUCACCCCAAGAGCAAAAUCAUUCGUCAAAGUCAAAGCGAAACCCACGGCAGACAAGUCUGGUCCACAGCGAGGUACCAGUUACCCUAAUCAGCCAACCAUAAGAACACCGAGUCCGAACAUUGGUGGUCGACGACUCCCAAGUUUGCCGUCGGAGUUUGAUGAUCGUGACCGAUUGAAUGCACCAAAGGCGAACAUAAAACAUGCUCAAAGUCAGCCCAAUCUUCUGUAGGCCAUCCUGAAGUAUCAAUGUUUAAAAUGUACUCUAAUCUGAUGUGAGAAUUAGGCCAUGUUCUCUGAGGUAAUUGCAUCACAUCUGGACUACGUGGGUGAUUGUAUGGGAAGGGAGCUGUUGGAAACCAGUCUGUGCAUGUAAAUGAUGAUAUAUUCUCUGAUGUAAAGGUGAAUGCUCAAAAUCUCUACUUAAAAAUCAUGGUUACAGGAAUGUUUGUAUUUGUACAUGUUGUACAUACAGUUUGUAUUAACAUAGAAUAUUCCAUAUACAUGUAUUAUCUUAUAUCGAAAUCAAGAUCUUCUAUUUCAUAAGAAUACCGUUGUUUUCGUUUGGUAUAAAGUCAUGACUUUUAUAAGAACGGUAAGCCCUGUCAAAUAAUUGGCGUGCGGUAACUUGUGAUUUCGAACAUAAUGAUCUAUGCAGGCCUGGUGACCCUAUGAUAAGUGUUUUAAUUUCGAAUUGAUGCAUAAUUUUGCAAUAUAUUUUGAAGAAGUGUUUUUGUGAGUAAAUAUAUCCUUUGACCAAUAACUGAUUACUUCCAUUUUUGAUUGAUCUACAUGUACAGCUGAUUUUUGUGUGGCUUUACACCACAAUUAUAUGAUUGUAAAUUUACAACAUUCUCUCACCAAUUGAGUCAAUUAAAGGAGGCCGACGAGUAGGAGUUCCUGCCAUGCCGGCACUAAUGUAUGGUCUUAAGUUCCUGUUUUGAGUGUGCUCAUGGAUACAAAUGCGAUAGUUUAUGCAAAUUAACAUUCCUUUAAAAGUGAAACAUAGCUUUAUAUCCAAGGAUGACGUCUGUAUGGGGCAGAGAAAACUAUUUUUGUAACGUUGGGGAGGGGCAGCACAGAAGUAGGCCUAUGUUUAUUGCCAGGGCGAGCUCUAACUUGGUUUGACCACUAUGAAUUUGAUAGAUUAUAUUGUAUGAUAGAUAUUUUAUGAAUAUAUCUGUAGCGGUUUAGGUUAUGCUUUUAUAAAGACUAUUCUGUAUAUUAUAUGCUUUGAUAGUGCAAUGAUUUACGCUUUACACGUGGUUUCUAUGAUAUUCAUGAGGACACAAUACAAGUUUUUCAAAAAUGGCAGUACAGGUAACCAGGUGAUACAUUCCAUAUUUGAGCAUCAGGGGGAAAUAAAUACAGUGCUUUGUUGGUUUUAGGUGCAAUUGUCUGUUGAAGCCAUUACCAUUUAUAUUUUGUUAGUUCAAAGCGUUGUGUAUGUAAUCACUGUAAACUCUGUCAAUCAUAAGGCCCUAUUCUGGGGUAAUUUCUGGUCAGUAUUGCUUUUGGAAAUGGAUCAGAGAAAAAAGUUCAGAUGGCUCCUGACUGAUUUCACAGCAAUGGGUCCUUAUGAAUGUCACAAGAAAUUUUAGACAUUAUUAUGCAAUAACUCGACUUAUAUAGAUGCUAAACUCUGUAAAUAAACCAAUCAUUGAUUAAAACCCAUGCAUCAUCUUGCUUCAAUGACAUGGAAAUAACCGUAGUGGUCAAGUAAGUCAAGUUAAGUAAUACCAUAUAAAAAAGGAGGAGAUGGCCUGAUUUGAUGGUGAGUUCGAUUUUGAAUUUGUGAUGAAAUCAUCACACCCCACUUGAAUUUAAAACUGAUCUAAAGUAUAACAUCUUAAUUCCUCUUUAAAAUGUUUUGGCCAAACAGGUUGUUAUAGAAUAUUGAAUAAAAGUUUAA
Messenger RNA from Lineus longissimus, 4939 nucleotides. RefSeq lists its product as uncharacterized. Gene Ontology annotation, biological process: cell surface receptor protein tyrosine kinase signaling pathway. The transcript is spliced from 7 exons. Gene Ontology annotation, cellular component: cytoplasm. The record is from RefSeq and is a predicted model, not a curated record. Lineage: Eukaryota; Metazoa; Nemertea; Pilidiophora; Heteronemertea; Lineidae. Bases 119 to 3259 code for a protein of 1046 amino acids.